Molecule: messenger RNA, 1295 nt
Organism: Chilo suppressalis (striped riceborer)
Lineage: Eukaryota; Metazoa; Arthropoda; Insecta; Lepidoptera; Crambidae
Source: the annotation of a GenBank genome assembly
AAAUGUUUUGUCUAUGGUUAAAUAAAAGUACCUUCGCUUUUGUAGUCGCGUUUCAGUAAUAUCAUGGAUAAAAUACUAUUGUAAUUAAGAAAACGUGCCUCUAGAUUUAUCCUAAAACGUGCAGUGAAAGGACUCUUAGAUAUUUUGUACAGUUAUAUGAUUACUUGCUUUCAUUUGACAAAUUGCGCUAGACCGCAUAUUUAAAAUGGCAGCCCUACCACGUAGAAUAAUCAAAGAGACACAGCGACUUAUGCAGGAGCCUGUGCCAGGAAUAAGCGCGGUGCCCAGUGAGACUAAUGCACGUUACUUCCAUGUGAUCGUCACUGGCCCAGAAGACUCGCCAUUUGAGGGUGGACUAUUUAAAUUAGAAUUAUUUCUACCAGAGGACUAUCCCAUGUCAGCGCCUAAGGUUAGGUUUAUAACGAAAAUAUACCAUCCGAACAUAGAUCGGCUCGGUCGUAUAUGCUUGGACAUAUUGAAAGACAAAUGGAGCCCUGCGCUUCAGAUCCGCACGGUGCUGUUGUCUAUUCAAGCGUUAUUGUCGGCGCCGAAUCCGGACGACCCUCUUGCAAACGACGUGGCUGAACUCUGGAAGGUUAAUGAAGGAGAAGCAAUUAGAAACGCCAAGGAGUGGACACGAAGGUACGCGAUGGACAACUGAGCGCCCGUGCUGCCCUGCACACAGCCAUCAGUGCCUCUCCCACGCGUGCGACUAGAGGUGCAACAAGAAACUAACAGAUAUCAUGAUUUUAAGAGUGCAAGUUAUGUUAAACACCUUAGAUCAAGUAACUUGUGAAGAGACAAUUGUGGAUAAAUUUUUAUUAUUAGUGGGCGUCAGUGGUCUUGAACGGCGGCCGUCCACGCCGCCAGGGCCCCCCCCUGCAUUUCUAUGUAGCCUCGCCCCUUACUUGUCUUGGAGCAGACGCAGCGAUGAUCUCCGACAGAUCAUUGUUUAACCAUUCACAUGUAGCUUCAUUACAGUAAUUAGGUAUGCAUAUUUUUUUACUAUCAUUAAAAUAGCAAAUAUAUAAAAUAUCUGGAGACUUAAAUGUAUAUAUUUCAUGGUUACAAAUUUGGUUAAUUUUAUACAAAGGAUAGUGUGUACCGUCACAAAGUUGGAUGUCUUUGUAAGCAUUUUGUCAACACCCUUUGAUUGAGUGCAGAUGUGCUUUUUUAUAUCAGUUAACUGCUGAUCUCUAGUGUUUCUGAAUAUUAAUUUAAUUCUUAAUAGUAUGUAAAAAUAUUUAGCAUUUUUUUUUUCACUGAAUAAGCAACACCUUAAUGAUUUCACUGUG